CUUUUACUGGUCUGGAGUACUGAGUAUGAGCAUUCCAGUCCUUCAGAUGUUGUCAAUGCAUUCAUGCGCUUUCAUCUCAUGGUGUUCCUUGGUCUUGCAGGUUCAAUUCUUCUUCCUCUGGCAAAUCUGAUCAUCAUCGGACCACCUCGAUUCAUGAAUCAUCUGAACCUAACCGCUACGGACAAAGCAAAUAUACACACCAUCUUGCCGUGCCCUCGUCAUAUCUUGUCACUUGACCACCUCCUAUCAUAAUCUGGUCCCGGCCGAUCGCAGAUAUCUGAUGGCAACCUUCAGCACAUAGAACAAUAAUAUGGUCUGGCUCCCCUCCUCGAUGUUGGCACUAUGUUUCCGCGCUGUAGGAAG
This is a messenger RNA of Aureobasidium pullulans EXF-150, 363 nucleotides long. RefSeq lists its product as uncharacterized. The transcript has a single exon. The record is from RefSeq and is a predicted model, not a curated record. NCBI's taxonomy places the organism in Eukaryota, Fungi, Ascomycota, Dothideomycetes, Dothideales, Saccotheciaceae. Bases 64 to 252 code for a protein of 62 amino acids.